UUUCAUUCCAUUUCUUGUUCCCACAUCUCAAAAUUUCCCUCUCCUUCUUCCCUUUUUUCCCCUUUGCUUAUUGGGGUUUUCUGUAAAUGCUCUUCUUCCUUCUCCCCUGCUUCUUCUCCGUGUUCUCUCUCGUUUUUGAGUUCGAUUCCUGCUUCUCGGAGCUUUUUUCCUUGCGAUUCUUCUCGAUUCUUGCUCUGUUCUUGUCCCCAUGCCUGCUCUCGUCAAUUACGGUGGUGAUGAUGAAUGUUACCCUGGGGUUUCAUUUUACCCCAGUCCCAUGGAUUUGGAUGGCUUGCUGCCAUCUAGCUCUCAUGUCGAUCUGUAUUUUCGACCUAGUAAGAGAGCUCGGAUCGGUGCUCCGGUCGUGUUUGGAGGAAGAGCAAGUGAGCAGGUGUGUAAACCAUCCAUUGAAGCUCUUCCUGAUGAGUGUCUCUUUGAGAUCUUCAGGCAUCUGCACAGUACUAAAGAAAGGAGCUCGUGUGCAGGCGUCUCGAAACGGUGGCUUAUGCUUUUGAGUACUAUUCGUAAGGCGGAAAUUUGCAAGAGCAAUCGUGCAUCGAUCAAUCCGUUGGUUGAACGUUUGAAUGUUGUGCAGAAGAAGCCUGAAUCUGAUGAGAUUUCGGAUCAUGAGGAUGAAAGUAAUGGUUUUCUUACAAGAUGUUUGGAAGGAAAGAAAGCUACUGAUGUAAGACUUGCUGCUAUUGCAGUAGGAACUAGUGGACGUGGGGGUUUGGGUAAGCUUUCGAUUCGAGGAAGUAACUCUACUCGGGGAGUUACCAAUCUCGGUAUUUCGGCGAUUGCCCAUGGUUGCCCUUCUCUUCGGAUGCUUUCUCUGUGGAAUGUACCAUCGGUCGGGGAUGAAGGAUUGUUUGAAAUAGCUAAAGAAUGUCAUUUGCUCGAGAAACUUGACCUCUGCCACUGCCCUUCGAUAUCGGACAAAGGUUUGAUUGCAAUUGCGGAGCGAUGCACAAAUUUGACCUCGCUAAUCAUUGAAUCAUGUCCAAACAUUGGAAACGAGGGUUUGCAAGCAAUUGGAAAAUCGUGUUCUAAACUACAGACGAUCUCUAUCAGAGAUUGCCCUCGUGUCGGGGAUCAAGGUGUGUCAAGUCUAUUCGCGUCAUCUACUUGUGCCAUAACGAAGGUAAAGAUCCAAGCAAUGAACAUAACGGAUUUCUCUCUUGCUGUGAUUGGACACUAUGGCCGAGCCAUAACACACCUAACCCUUAGUGGUCUUCAGAACGUUAGCGAGAAGGGGUUUUGGGUAAUGGGAAGCGCUAAGGGCUUGAAGAAAUUAACGUCGGUGACAAUUGCUUCGUGCCGAGGGAUGACCGAUGUGAGUCUUGAAGCAAUGGGAAAGGGAAUUGCAAACCUGAAGCAGAUGUGCAUUCAGAAGUGUUGUUUUGUAUCAGACAACGGAUUGAUAGCGUUCGCUAGAACUGCAGGAUCGCUCGAGACCUUGCAACUAGAGGAGUGCAACAGAAUCACGUUAUUGGGCAUCGGCGGUGCCCUCUCGAACCAUAUUCGGAAUUUGAAGUCUCUUACUUUGGUGAAGUGCAUGGGGAUCAAAGAUAUAGCUCAAGAAGUAACAUUGCCCUCUCUUUGCACCUCCCUUAGAUCCUUAUCUAUCCAAAACUGCCCUGGCUUUGGCAGUGCUAGUCUUUCAAUGGUCGGGACGUUAUGUCCUCAACUUCAGCACGUCAAAUUGAUUGGCCUUUACAGUAUCACGGAUGCCUCGAUGCUUCCACUUCUCGAGACCUGUGAAGGGCUCGUGAAGGUGAACCUUAGUGGUUGCGUAAAUUUGACAGACGAAACGAUCUCAACCUUGGUUAGGCUACACGGAGGAACGAUUGAAGUUCUGAAUCUCGACCGUUGCAGAAAGAUCACUGAUGCAAGUUUGGUAGCUAUUGCAGACGCGUGCUUAUCAUUAAACGAAUUAGAUGUUUCGAAGUGUGCAAUCACCGACGCAGGGCUUGCAGUUCUUUCAUCUUCAGAGCAAAUAAACUUGCAAGUCCUCUCCCUAUCGGGUUGUUCCGAAGUAUCGAACAAGAGCUUGCCGUUCUUAGAAAGAUUGGGAAAGUCACUCGUUGGCUUGAAUCUCAAAAACUGCCACUCGAUCAGUAGUGGCACGGUCGGGAUGAUCAUUGAGGACUUAUGGAGAUGCGACAUUCUCGUCUAACCACGAAUGGUCGGCGAGAUCGACAAGCUCUUAGGUACGUCAAGUUUAUAGCAGCAGCACUCAGCAAACUCUUUCCUCCGUAAGCAGCGGGCUUCGGGGCAGACGGAUUACUCGAUGUGUGGCUUGGUUGUUUUAGGGACCUAUGGCCAAUUACCUUCAUUUUUGCAAGCUUUCCCUAGCUUGUUCAACUGUUUUGGGUCUCCCUUGAUGGAAGGCGUCCUCUUUUAUGGCCAUGGGUCCCUAAGAAAAUACCAUCACCAAGUCACAGUUAGGAUUUGCCUGUCUUUAUUGGCCCACUGAUCUAGCUACUGGUUUUGUCAAGCUGAGAUUGUAUGACACAUUCCUUCUAUAACGUGUUUCAUAUAUGUCGUCUUCGGUUAAACGAGCCCGUGUCCACUCUAGUGUCUGUCGUUCAUGUUCUCGUGUAUGUUGUGUUGCUUUGAGUGUUCGGUUAAACAAGCCCCCUCACGUCGAGUCUUUCGUGUUCUCUUGCAUAUGUUGUGUUGUUUCGUGUCGGUCAUUGUAAGUGUAAGUGUCGAUGUCUGUUGAACGUGAGCUUCGGUAUGCCGUUACAACCUCUGGUUGUUUUUUUUUCAUUCCGAAGCUACUUCGAUAUAGUCGUGUUUGGUAACUAUUGUGUUUGUUUACUACUAAAUAAAGAGAAGAGAUGUCCUUCUUUUGUCUCGUAAA
Molecule: messenger RNA, 2866 nt
Organism: Cucurbita pepo subsp. pepo (vegetable marrow)
Lineage: Eukaryota; Viridiplantae; Streptophyta; Magnoliopsida; Cucurbitales; Cucurbitaceae
Product: EIN3-binding F-box protein 1
Biological process (GO): SCF-dependent proteasomal ubiquitin-dependent protein catabolic process
Cellular component (GO): SCF ubiquitin ligase complex
Molecular function (GO): protein binding
Source: RefSeq, a predicted model, not a curated record